AUGGCCCAGUUCAAAACAGCCCUUGAAGCGUCCUCUUACCAGCACCCUGGACACUGCAGCCCGUACGAGCAUCAUCGCAAGCAGACGAUGGAGAAAAUGCUGGAACUUGGAUGCGAGUAUGCAACAAUGGCUGAGCAUGCUCUAUCCUGGGCCGAGGACCAGGACCCCUUCGGACACGUCAUGUCACAGGCCUAUCCACACAUCAACGCCAAGUGCUUCACUCGGCUGCUUGAGUCAUUUGAAGAGUCUCUAAAGGAUAAGUUCCCUGAUUUUAUGGGCGCUCGUGGGAUAAGUGCCAUGACAAACAGAUACACAAUGGCUGUGAAGAGGGUGGUGAAAUAUCCUGAUACCGUCAUCACCGGUGCGCGCAUCUCGGAAGUCCGCCCAGACCGCGUUUUUGUGAUAUUUUCCGUCUGGUCAGUACGCCAAAACAUUAUGGUCGCCGAGUUUCAGGCUUGGGUUGUCUUCUUCAACCAUGAUAAGGGUGUGACUGUUGAGUUACCUAGGGAGGGUGGGGUUUACAAUGAACUCUACAGGAAUCUCUUAAGACGGGCCGAAGAGUCAAAUCGUGCGGUCCAACGUUGGCACAUGAAGAAAAUCGCUGGUAGCCCGGCACAGGAAAAGCUGUAG
Metarhizium brunneum ARSEF 3297 is the source of this 630-nucleotide messenger RNA. RefSeq lists its product as uncharacterized. The record is from RefSeq and is a predicted model, not a curated record. NCBI's taxonomy places the organism in Eukaryota, Fungi, Ascomycota, Sordariomycetes, Hypocreales, Clavicipitaceae.